This is a messenger RNA of Bubalus bubalis (water buffalo), 5966 nucleotides long. It is a transcript of the gene ZC3H11A, whose product is annotated as zinc finger CCCH-type containing 11A. Lineage: Eukaryota; Metazoa; Chordata; Mammalia; Artiodactyla; Bovidae. Gene Ontology annotation, molecular function: metal ion binding. The record is from RefSeq and is a predicted model, not a curated record. Bases 1780 to 4230 code for a protein of 816 amino acids. The transcript is spliced from 18 exons.
CGUCGUGCUGGCACUUUUACUGGCAGGGUCUUAGAGCUGAGCCUGUAGCCGGGCGCCAUCUUUGACUCUGGCAGUCUUGGAUUUCUGCUGGUGUUGCUGCUGAGAAGACGGCGGGCGGCAGCGGCUAAGAAAGAAGAAAGACGUGGCAGCAAGCGGGAGUCGGGGAUAGUGUCGACGGUUCGAUUUGGGAAUAUUCCCUGCCCAAAAAUUUCCUGGAAAAUUGACUAGUAUUAAGUGUGAGUAAAAGGUGUCCACUUUUUUUAAAGUUUUGAUUUUAGUUUUGUCUUGGAUAGUAUUUGGCAAGAUUUAGCCUAGAAAUUAUGUAGUAUUUAUUACAUGAGAAUCAAAUUGCUUUGUUACUGGGCUGGUUUCAAAAUCUAGAACUCAUUUCUAUGUAUCAAAAUCGCUCUUCAUUUUUGUUUUUUUGAAAUUCUUAAAUGGUAAAUGUACCAUUGUGAAAUGAAAUUUGAACUCCCAAAGUUUACCCUUUUACUAAGUGGAGUACAUGGAUAAUCACAAAGUCUUGCGUUGCAGCCAUCACUAGUAAAGCAUUUGGAACUAGGUUGCAUAGGCCUUUGCAGGGCCACUAUUGAGUGUCAUGCCAGUGACACUGGUGUUGUAAAAGAAGAAAAAAUCUUCCCGUAGAUAGAAGCUUUCUGUGUUUUGACAGUGCCAGUUCAGGAUGGCUAUCAUGCUGCUCUGCCUUCUACAGCUUGCUGCACCACUCUGUAGUUACUCUGUAACUAUACAUUUCUAUCUUUUUUGGUUAAACACUCCCUGAAGAUGAUAAAAGAUGAUGUAACAAUAUACAUACAUCCAUAUUAUACACAUUGAUAUAUAUGUCUAAGGAUUUCCCUUCAUUUUUAUUUUGUGGGCCGGGCAAAAUUUAGUGUAACAUUAAAAUACUUCAUGAUACUUUGGUAUAAGAGGAAAUUCACUAUUUUUAUAAUGACCCAAAUUUAAAGGCUUUUGUAGUGUAUUUUAAAAGGGAAAACUUACCCAGAUGUUUUAUUUCUACACAUUUGUGUACGUGUGUGUGUGUUUAUAAGCCAGUUAGUAUAUAUGUAUAUGUAUAUUAUACAUAAAACACUAUAUUUUUACAUACAAGUAUGUUUUUAUUAUACAGAUAAUAAAGAUGGGGGAAGGUUUCUGUUUUUUUCUUAAUAGGUGAAGAAAUCUUGAAGACCAGAAAUUGGAUCUUAUUGAAUUUUGGUGUUUUUUUUUGGUUUUUUUUUUUUAAUUUUUUCUUUCUUUUUUCUUUUUUAAUUAAAUGUUCGGCUAUGGAAGAUUGAUCUUUUUUUCUUUUUAAUAAUCCUUUGAAUCUCAAGUUCAUUUUGAUAUGAACUCUUUUUUUUGUUGUUUUUUUGUUUUUGAGGAGAUAACUAACCCUAGCUGUCUCCAGUUUGACAAAGGUUAUUUGAAUGGACUUAAACUCUCAGUAGUUGAGAGAUAUUUUAAAAACACAUCCUGUGUUUGAAUUGUGGCUGAGAGGUUUCCUUGGCAAUGUGAGGAGGAAAAUUCUUUCUGCCUCAUUAUUAUUAAUUCAUGGAUUGAGUGUUGGUUCGACCUACAGGCGUAAUAAAUUGGAACUCAGUGAAGACACAGACAUUCCUGUUGAGAUCAACCAGCUAAUGAUUAACAUUUAAAAGACGAUUUCUGUGAUUGACUUGUCUUUUGGAAGAUUAAACCCAUAUCAAGAGGACUUGGAGCUGGUCCUCGCCUAGAGGAAGCAGUGGCUUGUUUUCAAAAAGCCACUUCUCAUCUAAGGAUCUACUCAGCAUGCCUAAUCAAGGAGAAGACUGCUAUUUUUUUUUCUAUUCUACUUGUACUAAAGGUGACAGCUGUCCAUUCCGUCACUGUGAAGCUGCACUGGGAAAUGAAACUGUUUGCACAUUAUGGCAAGAAGGGCGCUGUUUUCGACAGGUGUGCAGGUUUCGGCACAUGGAGAUUGAUAAAAAACGCAGUGAGAUUCCUUGUUAUUGGGAAAAUCAGCCAAUGGGAUGUCAGAAACUAAACUGUGCUUUCCAUCACAACAGAGGACGUUAUGUUGAUGGCCUUUUCCUACCUCCAAGCAAAACUGUGUUGCCCACUGUGCCUGAGUCACCAGAAGAGGAAGUGAAAGCUAGCCAGCUCACAGUUCAGCAGAGCAAAUUAUCUGUCCAGUCUAAUCCCUCUCCUCAGCUGCGAAGUGUUAUGAAAGUAGAAAGUUCAGAAAACGUUCCCAGCCCUACACACCCACCAGUGGUGAUCAAUGCUGCAGACGAUGAUGAAGACGAUGAUGAUCAGUUUUCUGAGGAAGGUGAUGAAACCAAAACACCUACCCUGCAACCAACUCUUGAAGUUCAUAAUGGAUUACGAAUGACUUCUGCCCGGAAACCUGGGGUCAAUUUAAAACAAGGUGAAAGUUUGAAUUUUGGAAUAAAAACUCUUGAAGAAAUUAAAUCCAAGAAAAUGAAGGAAAAAUCAAAGAAGCAAGGUGAAGGUUCUUCGGGAGCUUCCAGUCUUUUACUCCAGUCACAGCCCAUGCCAGGUCCUGAAAAAGAGAAUGUCCGGACUGUGGUGAGGACAGUAACUUUGUCCAGCAAGCAAGGGGAUGAACCUCUGGUAAGAUUGAGUCUAACCGAGAGACUGGGGAAACGAAAAUUUUCAGUAGGCGGUGACAGUGACCCUCCAUUAAAGCGUAGCCUCGCACAGAGGCUAGGGAAGAAAAUUGAAGCUCCAGAGGCUAACACUGACAAAACACCAAAGAGAGUCCAAGUUUCCAAGUCUCUGAAGGAGCGAUUAGGCAUGUCAACUGGUCCAAACAGUGAGGAAGCAGCAGAGAAAGUUACUAAAGUUGGUGAGAUUCAUGUGAAGACAUUAGAAGAAAUUCUUCUUGAAAGAGCCAAUCAGAAACGUGGAGAAUUGCAAACUAAACUCAAGACAGAAGGACCUUCGAAAGUUGAUGAUUCUACAUCAGGAGCAAGAACCUCCUCCACCAUCCGAAUCAAAACGUUCUCUGAGGUCUUGGCUGAAAAGAAGCACCGGCAGCAGGAAGCAGAGAGACAAAAGGGCAAAAAGGACAUGAGCUGUGUCAAGCCAAAGACUGACAAUGAAAUGAAAAAAACAGUGAUUUUGCCACCCACUGUAGCCAGCAGAGGACAAUCAGAAGAACCUGCAGGUAAAGCAAAGUCUAUGCAGGAAGUGCAUAUCAAGACCCUGGAAGAAAUUAAACUGGAGAAGGCUCUCCGGGUGCAGCAAAGCUCUGAGAGCAGCACCAGCUCCCAGCCUCAGCCUGAGGCUAUGCCAGCGGCAAAACGGCUUCUCCGGAUCACUAAGAAAACAGGUAUAAAAGAAGAGAAGAAACUUCAAGAAGAAAGUGAUGUUGCUUCUCAGAGCAGUGUUUCUAGAACAGAAGCUAAAAAGGCUUCAGAUGAGACCACAACAGUUGGCAUCACUAAAAUUCAAGACAAGAGAUGUAAGACCGUGAGAGAAAAGUAUGUGCCGAAACUGCCAGAGAAGGGAACCUCACAGAAGGAAAAAUCAAUUUUGACACCCCUUCGGGGAGAUUUACUCUCUUACAGUACCGAGUUAGCUGAGAAACCAGUGCUCACCACCAUGCUAGGCAUCACACGGCACCUGACUAAGCGGCUUCCUUCAAAGUCAUCCCAGAAGGCAAAGGUAGAAACCUCAGGGAUUGGGGACUCAAUAUUGAAUGUGAAAUGUGCAACACAGCCCUUGGAAAAACGAAGUAAAGCUAAACCUAAAGUGAAUGUGAAGCCAUCUGUGGUUAAAGUUGUCUCAUCACCCAAAUUGACUCCAAAACGUAAGGCGGUGGAGGUCCACCCUGCUGUCAUUGCAGCUGUGAAGCCACUCAACUCCAGCAGUGUCCUGCUGGAAAGCCCAGCCAAAAAAGCAGCUGUGGCUGUUGUCCCGCUUCUCUCUGAGGACAAGUCAGUGCCUGUGCCUGAGACAGGAAAACCUAGAGACAGUUUUGUACUGCCUCCAGCCCAGUCCUCUUCAGAGCCUCCCCCCCCGGAAGUAUCUGGCCCUUCCUCAUCCCAGAUGGCCACAAAAACUCGCCGACUCAGCUCUGCCUCAACAGGAAAGCCCCCACUUUCUAUGGAGGAUGAUUUUGAGAAACUAAUAUGGGAGAUUUCAGGAGGCAAAUUAGAAGCUGAGAUUGACCUGGAUCCUGGGAAGGAUGAAGAUGACCUUCUGCUUGAGCUAUCAGAAAUGAUUGAUAGCUGAAGGUGGUAGUAGAACAUUUAAAGCAAAACAAACAAAAAAACUCACCAAAAAACUGGACUUAGUUUCAUCUAUUAUAACAUUUAACCAAAAUGAUGAUUUCUUUAGUCUAGAAUUUGCCCCAAAUCAGAAGUGUACGUCUGAAUUAUCCACGAGUCCUGGAUUCCUUGGGGUCAGAUUUUUAAAUCCCUUGGUAAUCAUUUUGUCCAUUUGAUGCCAUUGUUCAGCAUCUUUGAGAAAAAAGUUCUGUCUUACCCCUCUCUCCACAAAAAGACUGAGCGGGAGACCUAAGUGAAAGGGUGCAAGAAAACUUAGUGACUCCUUGAGGUGUUUGUCAGUUUUUACCUUUUUUCCGUUUAUUGUAUAAUUUCUUUUAUGUAUUGUCUUAAUGUACCUUUUGUUAACCUGAGUUCGUAAAGGGUGAAGACAGCUGCUACCAUUAAGGACCAAAUUUCAUGCCACCACUAAAAAAAAAAUCCACUCAGUCUGUGUUAAAUUGUAUGUCUUUUUAAAGGUAUUUGGAGAAUUCAACUAAGCUUUUAGAAACAGCUGAGCAGCUCAGGAAACCUGUAAUUUGGACAUAACUUUUUGGACCUGAUUUUCAUGCUUCUGCUCUGUAAGCCUCUGAAGGGCAAUAGCUAAUUUAUUAUUACUGUAAUUUUUUAAGGCUUUAAAGUGCCUCAGGGGUCCUCUGAAACUAAUUUUCUAUUUCUGGGAUUCCCUGGAUUCUUAAAAAGAGAUGGUGACAUAAUGAUUACAGGAAUUUAUUUUUUAGCAAGAAAGUUGUCCCUUCUCUUCUUUAGUACUUGCUUCCUUACUAGUGUUGUAUUAUCACAGGGAUAAAAAUUGGUUAACUUUUUUUCAUUUCUGAUUCUCCUUGCAAACUCCUCUUGCCCAGUAUUUAUUUGGUGCCCUUUACCCACCUGAGGGGGAAGAACGAGCUCACUCAAGCUGCCAUUAUUUAUCCAUGGACUACCGCAGUACCCGGAAUUGUACUGUAGCAGGAGUUACCGAGAUGCUCUGGGGGUGUAUUGUAUGCCUUCCGGUUUUCUUCAUUUCUGAAUUGAGUUUUCUUUUCUUGAUGUUGAUCUCCUUCAUACCACCUCAAGGUUUAGACUUGUGAAGGAACAAGUACGAUGGGGAUAAUAGUCUUGAAAGGAGACAUAUUGUACAUAAUCAAAAGGAAGAGGAAAGGACCUGCCCGUUUUGAUACUUUGCUGUAGGUGGCCAGUUUUGUUUCUCAAAAGGAAAUCUGACCCACCUGUCAUGUUGGCUCCUAAGGAACUGCUGUUGUAAGCGGCUCAUCAAGAGUUGAACCUCAUGUAGCCUUGUUGGGAAUAUGAAAAGGAAGAAAGCCACAGGACUGCCCAAUUCAGUCUUGGGAAGAUCUGGAUGAUUCUACACAAGCAAAAAUGACUUGAAAUUUAUGUAUAGAUACUUAUCUACCAGUCCAUCUUCAGCUGACUGAAUGUUGUCUAAUAGCCCUUCUCCAAAGCAGGGGUGAAAUGUUCUGGUUUCACCACAGAUUUUCUACUCAUUUCAUUUUUGGAAUCGGCUUGUAGAUUCCAGGUACCUUUUGUAUAUAACCUUUAUUCUUUUGCUUUAAAAAAAAAAAUUUUGUUUCAUAUUUAAAGCCUUGUGUUAGUGAUUCAUGUUCACCAUUAUUUGAACAGUUUGCCAUUACAGCAAGAUAAAUACUUAUUUGUGUUUUAAAUAAAACUGGUGUAGGAAUGUCUUGA